CACGCCUCCAAAAACAUGAUACAGACUACAAUCUACACCCGCGUACCAAAAAUUGAAAAUCCCAAAAUUGUAUACGCACAGGCCAUGCAACAACAACAACGACAACAUCAACACCAACACUCCAGCCCGAAACAGGCACACACGAUGCACGAAUAUCCACAAACAACCGAAUGGGCUGGCUCCAACCAAGCAAGAAAGUACCUUGUUUCUCGCCGCACCACAGAAAAUAUACCCGACAGACAAGGUACAGUAUAUCUACCCCAACCGCGAAACCAUGACAAGUUCUAUAAACCAACCAAGCCAAACCAUACCAUACCCCUACCCACCUAGCGGGGACCACACUACACACUACAUAGCAGGUCGUAGUGGUGAUGGUGAUAUAACCCAAUAGUAGUACUCGAAUCACCACUCCUCCCCCCACCCCCCCUCAUCCAAAUCCUU
Messenger RNA from Aspergillus heteromorphus CBS 117.55, 441 nucleotides. RefSeq lists its product as uncharacterized. The transcript has a single exon. The coding region runs from base 16 to 330 and encodes 104 amino acids. Lineage: Eukaryota; Fungi; Ascomycota; Eurotiomycetes; Eurotiales; Aspergillaceae. The record is from RefSeq and is a predicted model, not a curated record.